AUGCGACGUUGUUCGCCUGCUACGAAUGGGUUUGCAAAGUUCAAACGAUACCCUUUAGUCGCCCCUGGGACACCGGUUUCCACAAACCUUGGUGCGGACGGGAGAGCCAGAGAGUCUGGUCCCCCCAAAAAAGUAUCUAUUAGCAAGUUGGCAAGAGUACAUAAAACCACCACGAAGGCCAAGACAAACGCCGCCGUGUACACCAACAACAACAGGAGAAAAUCAAAUUAUGGGCCUCGCACGGCCACAGUCCCCUUCAAGAAGCGGAGAAAUGGGAAUAUCGGGGCGAAAGAUCGCCAGCGCCUUCAAAGGCUAAAACGAGACGCUUUCCACCAGCUCGACGCCCAGAUACGAAGAGAGCAGUUAGAAAUCGUCCGCCGAAUGCAGUACCUGGAUUCCCUGCCUAGCGAGGAACGCGAGAUGCUCCUCCAGGCGGAGCUCGAGAUCGACGUCGAAGACUCUGACGAAGACAUUAUGAUGGGACAGGACCGUGUCAUACUCAUCGACGACGUGAACGGGGAAGGCCGAGACGAGUUUGACAACCUUCUAGACGACAUUUGCGCUAUUGACCUUGCAGAAGAUGACUACAUUGAGGUCUUACAGUUUGAAGAUGGUCAUGACGGGCACGAGAUACCAUUCAGCAAUGACGCCCACGAGAUCGCAAUGGCAGGGCCAGGAGAUCUAUUUUGA
Messenger RNA from Fimicolochytrium jonesii, 690 nucleotides. RefSeq lists its product as uncharacterized. The transcript is spliced from 3 exons. Lineage: Eukaryota; Fungi; Chytridiomycota; Chytridiomycetes; Spizellomycetales; Powellomycetaceae. The record is from RefSeq and is a predicted model, not a curated record. The coding region runs from base 1 to 690 and encodes 229 amino acids.